AUGGACUCACUCUUUGUAAUACAAAAUUCUAUUUUUCUUUUUCAGCCAAGUGAUUCUGGAACAAUUGAUGAUAUUAUUGUCCAACAUAUUUCUCGCAAAGGACUAGAAGUUUUGAAUUUUAUUGAUACAGAACUUGCCAUAGGAAGAAAAGUGCAUGUAAAAUUGAAUUGGAAGUGUCGAUUUGAUAACAUGCAACAACAUUCUGGGCAGCAUCUUAUUACUGCAUUGGCUGACAGCAUGUUUGGCUUUAAAACAACAUCCUGGUGGUUAGGAGUUAAAGUGUCUCACAUUGAGCUUGAUACCCUUGAAAUUAGCAAAGAACAAAUGAAGUCACUUGAAGUUGCUGUCAAUCAGAAAAUUAAGGAAGCAAGACCUGUGAAUGUCAAGAUAUACAACUCAUUUGCUGCUCCUGCAUUAGCUGAGGUCAGAGCUCGGAGUUUACCUAAAGAUCACACUGGACCAGUGAGGGUUAUAUGCAUUGAUGGUAUAGAUGAAAAUAUGUGUUGUGGAACACAUGUUAAUAACCUCAGUCAGCUGCAGGUGAUAAAAUUACUGAAAGUAGAAAAGAGCAAAAAAAAUAAAGUAAAUUUAUUCUAUAUUGCUGGAGAUAGAGUUAUCAACUACUUGGAUCAAUGUUAUGAAUCAGAAAAAGCACUGACAAGUGUAUUCAAUGGACCUCCUGAGAAACAUGCAGAAUUUGCAGAGAAGUAUGUUAAAUCCUUAAAAGUGGCUCAGAAGGUUAAAACUGCCUUGCUCCGUGAUAUUGCAACAUUGGAAGUAAAAAAUUAUAAAUCUCAGGAUGCAAAAUCUCCACUCUUUAUACUUCACAGAAAAGAAGGUGAUGGAGAUUUUAUGAACAGCAUUGUUCGUGAAAUGGAGAAAGAGCAUGUAACAAUAUUUAUAACUUGUGGAGAUGACAAUGAAACUGGAUUGUUUCUCUUGACUGGCAAAGAGGAUGUCAUUUCUAACCUUGGACCUAGAGUAGCCAAGAUACUUGAUGGAAAAGGUGCAGGGAAAAAAGGGAGAUUCCAAGGCCUUCCGCAUCUUCCUAGGUCUAUCUCAACCUCUGUGACCAGGAACCCUGAACUCCAAGACAGUCCUGAUGCAAGACGAAGCUCAGUGGACAUGACCAAACCAUCUAAAACAACGGGUGCACAGCACUGA
Molecule: messenger RNA, 1164 nt
Organism: Acanthosepion pharaonis
Lineage: Eukaryota; Metazoa; Mollusca; Cephalopoda; Sepiida; Sepiidae
Source: the annotation of a GenBank genome assembly